Vicia faba (fava bean) is the source of this 411-nucleotide messenger RNA. NCBI's taxonomy places the organism in Eukaryota, Viridiplantae, Streptophyta, Magnoliopsida, Fabales, Fabaceae. The record is from the annotation of a GenBank genome assembly.
AUGGCCAAAAAGAUACAAAUCUCAAUAAUACUAAUACAUGAUGCAAAGCUAGCAACGAAUCUUCCAAGUCCAUAUAAUUUCUCCACUUUGUCAAAAUUUUCAUCAUUCGCUGCAUUCUCCUUCGUUAAUCAGGGUUUUUCAUCGACUUCAUCUCGUUUCGCUCUUCAAGAAUCGAUCAACAACCAUGACUCAUAUCCUUUUAAUUUUCGUCUAAUUCUUCCCCAAUUUAGAGAAAAAGAUCGUGAAAGGGCUCAAUCUAGAGUUGGUGGUUCUAAGGGAAAACCAGGAAAGGGUGAUGGGUUGACCCCUGAGCAGCGUAGAGAAAGGGAUGCAAAGGCUCUGCAGGAGAAGAUGGCUAAGAAAGCAGCUCAGGAUGCUGGAGGGAAUAAUGCUGGUGGAAGCAAAAAAUAG